GACUGUGGGUAAAUUUCUGUCAGUGUCGAUACGGCUUUACAAUAGGCUUCAGUAUCAGUUUUAUUUGUUUAUAGUCGUAACACGUACACUUUUCAAGUUAUUCUGGAUGAAAAAAUUCUGUGAAAUAUUUAAAAGCCCCACCAAAAAGUGCUAGUUGUUCAAUAUUUGUAGUAUCCUUUUGUCUUGAUAAAAGUCUAUGUUCAAUUUGGGAUUCGAAAUGUUCCGAUUAACGCGCAACUCACUAUCGCGGGCGUGCAGCCUCGCUCGUUUUAUCCGCCGGCCGGAGAUCACUUCUCGCGGAUACGCCUCGCAGGCAAUCAACCAGAUGCUGCACUUGCAGCAGAUGGAAAUCUGCGCGGAUCCUCCGUCGCGUGGCCUGGUCAUAGGCGUGUUCGCGGACGAGGAGGACAAGAACGAUGCCGGAAUCCUGACGCCCACGGGAUGGCGGUACAACCUUCAGAAGACCAACGGCCGGUUGUUGGAGGUGCUACGGAUGUCCGGACCCAUGCCCAAGCGGGGCGAGACCCGUAUGCUGUUCGCCAUUGAGCCGGAGCGAAUUCCCUACUACUCGGCAGUGGCGGUCGUCGGUCUGGGUAAGGAGUGCCUGGGCUACAAUCCCUACGAGGUCCUGGACGAGCAGAAGGAGGCCAUUCGGCGAUCUGUGGCGGACGCCUGUCGUAUUCUCGCUGAACUGGACACUGACCGGAUUGAGGUCGAGAAUUGCGGUCAUGCCGAAUCUGCGGCCGAAGGAGCUGCCCUGGGCAUCUGGCUAUACCAGGAGCUGCGGGAUCCAAAGCGACGAAUCUCUGUGCCCUCCAUCGACCUGUUCGCCAGCAAGGACGAGAUCUGCGACAUCGAGGGCUGGCGCAUUGGACUCCAAAAGGCUGCCGCGCAGAAUCUGACCCGUCAGCUGCAGGAGAUGCCCUCCAACCUGCUCACUCCCACCGCUUUUGCACAGAACGUCGUCGAGGUGCUCUGCAAGUCCGGUGUCAAUGUGGAGGUCAAGGUCGAGGGCUGGGCAGAGAGCCAGUCCAUGCACGCUUUCCUGGCGGUGGGCAAGGCCUCCUGCGAGCCCCCAAUCUUUUUGGAGUUGAGCUACUACGGCACCUGUGCCGAGGAGCGGCCCAUCGUCCUGGUGGGCCAGGGCGUGACCUACGAUGCUGGUGGCCUGUGCAUCAAAGACAAGCACGAGCUCUUCCACAUGCGAGCCGAUAUGACAGGAGCGGCGGUGGUGGUGGCCACGUGUCGGGCGGUGGCUGGACUCAGAUUGCCGGUCAACAUCCGCGGUCUAAUUCCUCUGUGCGAGAACGUCAUUGGCUGCAACUCCUUCCGGCCCGGCGAUAUGGUCAAGUCCAUGAAUGGCAAGACCAUCGAGGUCCAGUGCACGGACCACGAGGAUGUCCUCGUGCUGGCCGAUGCCCUGCUUUAUGGACAGAACUUCUGCCCCAAGUGUAUCAUUGAUAUCGGCACCUGCUCUGGAUACAUGCGGCAGUCCCUGGACGAGGCCGCCUGCGGUGUGUUCACCAACUCUGAAAUCCUGUGGCAGCAGAUCAAGCACGCAAGCAUGCACACUGGUGACCGCGUGUGGCGUUUCCCCCUGUGGAACUACUACAGCAAGGCGGUGCGAGCGGGACAGCGCAGCGAUGUUCAGAACUACGGCAUUGGACGCGGAGGACGUCCCUGCAAGGCCGCUGCUUUCCUCCGAGAGUUCGUGCCCUGCGGCCAGUGGAUGCAUAUAGAUGCCACCAAUGUGAUGAUCACUCGGGGAGACGAGUUCGAGUAUUUGCGCAAGGGCAUGGCUGGACGACCCACGCGGACUCUAAUAGAGUUCAUUGCGCAGACCAUUUGCAAGGAUACAGCUCCCAAGAUGGGCAAGUGAUGAUCCUUGACAUGGCGUUCUAAUGACGAUACCACACGUACAGUGUUGUUUUACUGACUAUUGACUACUGAGAAACCUAUAACUUUCAGAUGCAUUUAUAAUUGGGACUCCGCAAUGUUAAAAUUACUUCGCUUUAAUGAGAUAUAAAAAUCAAACAGUUGUAUAAAAAGUAA
This is a messenger RNA of Drosophila kikkawai, 2052 nucleotides long. RefSeq names its product cytosol aminopeptidase. Gene Ontology annotation, molecular function: manganese ion binding; metalloaminopeptidase activity. The record is from RefSeq and is a predicted model, not a curated record. Gene Ontology annotation, cellular component: cytoplasm. Gene Ontology annotation, biological process: proteolysis. Lineage: Eukaryota; Metazoa; Arthropoda; Insecta; Diptera; Drosophilidae.